Tarenaya hassleriana is the source of this 2025-nucleotide messenger RNA. RefSeq names its product probable inactive leucine-rich repeat receptor-like protein kinase At1g66830. Bases 1 to 2025 code for a protein of 674 amino acids. Gene Ontology annotation, biological process: protein phosphorylation. NCBI's taxonomy places the organism in Eukaryota, Viridiplantae, Streptophyta, Magnoliopsida, Brassicales, Cleomaceae. The record is from RefSeq and is a predicted model, not a curated record. The transcript is spliced from 2 exons. Gene Ontology annotation, molecular function: protein kinase activity; protein binding; ATP binding.
AUGGCUCAAUUACUCUUCACCAUCUCCUUGGCCUUUUGCCAUUUCAUUUCCAUGGCUUCUUCUAUUAACCAAGAAGGCAUUGCCCUUCUCUCCUUCAAGAAAUCCCUUGAAAACCAUUCAGACAGUGUCCUCACUGAUUGGAACUCAUCAGAUUCAGACCCUUGUUCUUGGAAAGGAGUUUCGUGUAACAAUGAACUGAGAGUUGUUUCCCUUAGCCUUCCGAACAAACGGCUUUCUGGUUCGCUUCAUCCUUCCAUCGGAACUCUCUUGUCUCUUCGUCGCGUCAACCUCAGAAACAACCUGUUCCAUGGGACGUUACCUGUUGAGCUGUUCGAAGCGGAACGGCUGAAAAGUCUGGUGCUUUCAGGGAAUUCGUUUUCUGGGUUUGUUCCAAACGAGAUAGGGAGGUUAAAGAGUCUGCAAUCUCUGGAUUUUUCGGAGAAUUCUCUCAAGGGUUCGAUCCCUUUGCCGUUGAUGCAGUGCAAGAGGCUGAAGACGCUUGUCCUAAGCCGAAACAGCUUCUCCGGAGAUCUUGGAUAUGGGGUUGGGUCCAGUUUGGUUAAUCUUCAGACACUCAAUCUUUCUUUCAAUGGAUUGACUGGUUUGAUCCCAGAAGACAUCGGCAAUCUGAUGAAUCUGAGAGGUGUUCUUGAUCUUUCUCAUAACUUCUUCUCAGGUGAGAUCCCAAAAAGCCUUGUGAAUCUCCCGGAGAUAGUGUACAUAGAUCUUUCUUACAACAAUCUCAGCGGACCAAUACCAAAAAUCGAAGUUCUGUUAAACGCCGGACCGAAUGCUUUUGAGGGGAAUCCUCGGCUCUGUGGAUUACCUUUGAAGAUUUCUUGCGCUGAAAGAAACAUCCCGGUAAUCCCUUCUGAACUAAAUUCAAGAAAAGUUCAUCAUCAUUCUAGAGUACGCAUCAUCAUCGCGGCAACCAUAGGUACAGCUGCGGGAAUCAGUCUUCUUUCUCUGCUACUCGCUUGCUAUCUCCGCAAAGGCAGACAACGAAACGGUACUCGGCCAUGUUGUCUUGAAGAGAAACUGAAGGUAAAGGAGUUCAUCUGCUUCAAGAGCAAGGACUUUGAAUCUGAGGCUUCAUUACAAGAAGGCAUGAAUCAGAAACAUGUUUUUGUGGGGAUGGACCCAGAAAUCGAUUUUAACCUAGACCAGCUUCUGAAAGCCUCGGCUUUUCUUCUGGGAAAGAACGGUAUCGGGAUCGUGUACAAGGUUGUUCUUGAGACCGGGCUAACCCUGGCUGUCAGAAGAUUAGAAGAUCAUAGUUCACAGAGGCUUAAAGAUUUUCUUGCAGAAGUGGAAGCAAUGGGGAAGAUCAAGCACCCGAAUCUCGUGAAUCUCAGAGCUUGUUGCUGGUCUCCUGAAGAGAAGUUACUUAUCUAUGAUUACAUUCCGAAUGGUGAUCUUGCCUCCGCGAUUCACGGAAGAAGCGGUAGCUUUCCGAGCAAGCAACUUUCUUGGCCGGUUAGGUUAACCAUCAUGAGGGGAAUCGCAAGAGGAUUGGCCUAUAUCCACAGGUCCAGUCCCAAAAGAUACGUUCAUGGACAUCUGUGCUCUGCGAACAUACUUCUCGGAGAAAACCUAGAACCGAAAAUCUCCGGUUUCGGUUUGGGACGUGUUCAAUCGGAUCAAAGCUCUCCGUACGAUUCGUCUGAUUCACCAAUAAUCUCAAGAAAAUGCCAUUACCAGGCUCCUGAAGCUUCAAAGAUCACUAAACCGUCUCAGAAAUGGGACGUGUACUCGUUCGGCUUGGUGGUACUCGAAAUGGUAACCGGAAAAUCACCGGUUCUGAAAACCGACGGUUCAGAGACGGAUUCGGUUAUGUGGGUUCGAUUGGCGGUUGAGAGAAGUAAACCGAUUCGGUAUGUUCUUGACCCGGUUUUGGUCCGGUACAGUGGAAUGGAAGAAAGCGUGGUUGAAGUGAUCGAGAUCGGUAUGGCUUGUGUGAACAAGAGCCCAGAUCGAAGACCAUCUAUGAGAAAUGUUCUUGAGAGCCUUGAGAACUUAGCGUAG